Messenger RNA from Penicillium malachiteum, 642 nucleotides. RefSeq names its product oxidase ustYa family protein. The record is from RefSeq and is a predicted model, not a curated record. The coding region runs from base 1 to 642 and encodes 213 amino acids. Gene Ontology annotation, biological process: mycotoxin biosynthetic process. Lineage: Eukaryota; Fungi; Ascomycota; Eurotiomycetes; Eurotiales; Aspergillaceae. The transcript is spliced from 5 exons.
AUGCAUGCAAACACGAGAUGCAUGGAGCUUCACUCUUUCCCAUCUCCCGCACUGAAGGAAAUUGACUCCAAGUACUACCCAGUCAAAUUCAAUGGAACACUUGACUAUCCCUCUAUCUAUAGACAAGAUCCUAGCCCCGAGGUUGAUGAAGCAUGGAAUAGGCUAGAAGAUGUUCGAAUUAUGAGCAUAUCUGAGGAUGACGUCUUGAAGGCCGGAAAGACAACUGAUGCGAUUCAAAUCCCACAGAAAUGGGGUGGUGGAUACAUGGCAAGCUUGGAGGUUAAUCACCAGCUACAUUGUGUAAACUUUCUCCGCAAGAGCCUCUUUCGGGAUUACUACCAGACUCGAUCUGUCGAAUUCAGUGAUCAUCCUGAGAUGAUCCACACUCAUCUAUUACAUUGCGUUGAAAUGCUACGGCAAUUUGUGAUGUGCCAUGCUGAUGUCGGUGUCAUUACUCAUAAUUGGGUGGAAGAUUAUCCUCGGCCUUAUCCUGACUUCAAUACCUGGCAUCAAUGCCGGAACUUUGAGAAUGUUCUUCAAUGGGCUAAAGAUCAUGAGAUGCAAGGCCCACCUUUCGGGCCGUCAGUUCAUCAUAAAUGGACUCCAGAGCCAGGUGCCAAAAUCUUUGAUAGUCCUCCAUGA